AUGAACACUAGGAGAGCAAUUGGUAAGAUGAGAGAAGGAGCAGUUGCUGGGGACAAUCAAGUUCCACCCCAGGCUCCAGUUGAAGGAGUAGCCAUGCUUGUUAACCCUACUGGGUUGACUGACGCUGAGGUGAGGGCAUCUCUUUCCCAGAUGGAACAGGCCAUCACUAUGCAGGCUCAGGCCAUAACUGACCAAGUCAACCGGCAAAAUGUUCAAAGGGAGAACCCACCGAUUCGUACCAUGGAUGACAUACUGAGUGACUUCACGAGGAUGAAUCCUCCUAUUUUCACAAUGUCUAAGACUUCAGAGGACCCCCAGGAGUUGGUGGACAGAGUGCAUAAGAUCUUGGUGGCUAUGGGGGCCAGCAAUACUGAGAAAGAAGAGUUCAAUUCCUAUCAACCCAAGGAUGUUGCACAGAGUUGGUUCAAGAUGUGGAAGUAUAGUCGAGCUUUGGGCGUAGUUCUGAUCACUUGGGAGCUUUUUAAUACAGCCUUCCUGGAGAGAUUCUUCCCCAGGGAGAUGAGGGAGGCCAAGGUUGAGGAGUUUAUCAACCUUAAACAGGGAUCGAUGACAGUCAAUGAGUAUUCCAUGAAGUUUUUGAAAUUAUUGAGUUAUGCCACUUCUCUUGUGUCUAACAGCAGAGACGAGAUGUUUAGAUUCUUGACAGGGAUUGCUGAGGAUCUUGAGGAGGAGUGUAGGGCAGCUAUGAUGCAUGAAAGUAUGGACCUUUUGAAACUUAUGGUCCAUGUCCAGCAAGUGGAGGAAAGAAGAAAACACACUAGGCCACGAAACAGGUCAAGGAAUUUUGCAAUGAAGAGUAGUACUAAAAUCAGGGAUAAACCCAGGUUUAAGAAGGGACUCUCCCACAAAGGGGAGUAA
Molecule: messenger RNA, 879 nt
Organism: Solanum lycopersicum (tomato)
Lineage: Eukaryota; Viridiplantae; Streptophyta; Magnoliopsida; Solanales; Solanaceae
Source: RefSeq, a predicted model, not a curated record